Messenger RNA from Schistosoma haematobium, 1959 nucleotides. It is a transcript of the gene IWS1, whose product is annotated as Transcription factor iws1. Gene Ontology annotation, biological process: poly(A)+ mRNA export from nucleus. The coding region runs from base 79 to 1959 and encodes 626 amino acids. Gene Ontology annotation, cellular component: nucleus. Lineage: Eukaryota; Metazoa; Platyhelminthes; Trematoda; Strigeidida; Schistosomatidae. The transcript is spliced from 6 exons. The record is from RefSeq and is a predicted model, not a curated record.
GGCUGACGUCAAGGUCGCUUCUAUGUCCAUCGGCCUGCGGCUAAGCUGCUAGUUAAUCUUUAAAGUUCUAUCACUGUCAUGCUGAUGGAGGAUUCAAGUUUUGAAGAUGAGUCUGGUGAUGAACAUGAUGGUUAUGAUCCUGUUCGCAGCCGGAUUGUGGAUAAUCAAAAUGUAUCAUAUAAACCUAGAUAUGUUCCUUCUGAAGCUGAUGAAAAUUCGGGCUCUGACGAUCUAAGUGAUGAUCUGGAAGAUCACUUAUCUUAUUCUCAUAAUCCUCCACAUUCUCCAGUUGAUUCUUCGAGUGAGCAUUCGAUCGUUAAAUCUGAACAAAAUCAUUUUUCGGAGAAUCUGGAUUACGAUAGGGAAUAUCACGUUGAACCUGUUGUGGAUGUCACUACCCCAGGUUAUGCUCCAAGUCAGGCUUUAACUCCCGAAUCCAGUCCUGCCCUGAGUUAUUCCGGAAGUGAACAUGCAUCAGAUGUAAAUGUGACUAGGAAAACUGAUCCAAAUAUUUCUAGUGAAGUGCAUCAGGAAGAUGAAGUCGAACACGAGAGCAACGAUGACUCAGAGUCUGUAAGCGAAAAAGAUCAGCAAGAGUUUCAUCAACAGGAAGUCGAUGAAACUCCUCAAGUGAAUUCUGUAGAGAAAUAUCCCACAACCAAGCAUAAUUCUCCUAUCGAAUCACUCCAGUAUAAUAAUUUCCCUGACAUUUUUGAAGAUCAUGAUGAUGAUCAAGAUCAAGGUAAAUUCAAUGAAGACUUCGAAGGUUUUGAGAGAGAUGAACAACCAGAAUCUCAAGUGGAUGGCAUCAUAGCAGAUAUAUUUGGCGAAAGUGAUGCAGAAGAAGAAUUUGAGGGCUUCGCCGAAAAUGAACUGGACAAAGGUAUUGAAGAGGAGGUUGAAGUUCAAACAUCUAGUGAGUUAGUAACAAAAAAAGGUCCCCUUACGACAGCUGGAGAAAACGAAGGGGAUGAAGAGUCUGAACAUGAUGAUGAGUUCGUUUCCGACUUCGACCGGAUAAUGGAAAAAAAGAAAGAAGAAUCACGACGAAGACGUAGACGUAAUAGGGAUAUUGAAUUCCUUAAUGAUAGUGAUGAUUUGAUUGUUGAAACCAUUUCUCGAAUGAAAAGUGCUGCCGAUGAAGACAGACAGUUACUUACAGCUAGUCGACCAGCGACCAAGAAACUGAACAUGCUCAAAGAAGUAUUAGCUAUUCUUAGGCGGGCUGACCUGAAAUCCGCCUUAAUAGAAAAUGGGAUGCUUUCCGCUAUAACUGAGUGGCUAUCCCCUUUACCUGGCCAUACACUCCCGAAUCUCGUUAUUCGUGACUCUAUGUUGACUAGUCUCAGUGAGUUCCAGUCACUGUCAUCUGAAGUUCUUCAAGAAUCCGGUAUCGGGAAAGCCUUGAUGUAUUUAUACAAACACCCGAGAGAAACUCGAGAAAACAAGGAUAGAGCUGGAAGACUUAUUAAUGAAUGGCUCCGACCCAUAUUCAACUUGACUAGUGACUAUCGAACUCUCACUAAGGAGGAACGUAAACAGCUAGAUUAUGAACAUUUACCUAAGCGGAGAAACAUCGAUAACGAGGCCUACAACCAUCGGGACAUUAACCGUGAAUUGGAUGGUGAAGCCAAAGGACUUUUGAGGCCUGGCGAUCCUGGAUGGGUUAAUAGAGCCCGAGUUCCUCAACCGUCAAAUAAAGAUUAUAUUAUCCGACCAAAAUGGCGUGUUCGAGAGAAUGCUACUGGGGAUGAUAAUGAUGAAGAGGGAAAUGAUGAUCAGACAGAACAAUCUCAGUCACUUUCUCGAAAGCAUCGAAAAACACGAACAUCUGGUUUUGGAGCUACAUCACGAAUUGAAAGUCAUAUUCGAAAUUUAAGUAAUAGUGCUCGUAAAAGUCAUGCCAAAGCUGCUCGUGCAGUUCCAAUGAGUAUUGAAGGUCGUAAUAUGUCAUUGUGA